Nerophis lumbriciformis (worm pipefish) is the source of this 5179-nucleotide messenger RNA. The record is from RefSeq and is a predicted model, not a curated record. Lineage: Eukaryota; Metazoa; Chordata; Actinopteri; Syngnathiformes; Syngnathidae.
AUGAAGUUGUUGCUCCUGCUGCUGGUCCACACUGCCUUGCUGGAGGGCAGCGUGCUGAGGCACCACAAAGGCACGUUGGUGAGCCGUGUCCAGCGCCAAGCCAAGGAGUCGUGCUCGGAGUCCUGGAGGCGGCGACCCCUAGUGGCCGGGUCCAGGAAGACCCACAGGAAGCUCCUUCGCGGGUCAAAAGACUGGCCUGAUCUCUUUCCAGGACCUUUUCAAGACCCCCGCCAUGCGGACUUGGACCCCCCGGGUUCACCUCCAGCCUCCAGGUCCGCUCGCAGCCUUCACGAAGACCGGAAGAAUUCCACUUCUAGCGGUCUUCUCCAAAACCCCGGCCAAGGCCCCGAUCAGGACUGGUCCCAGGAGGCGGAGGGGGGCGGGGCCAGCAGGUGGGGCCAAGCCGUGCCGAGAGCUCCGCCCUCCUGGAUGACGGUGCUGCACUUCAGGGGCGGUCUGGAGAGGAUCCGCCUGAAGACCAGCGCUCAGGUGGACCUGCCCAGGGCCCAGUUCACCUUGGAACUGUGGAUCCUUCCGGAAGGCGGCCAGAGCAACCCUGCGGUCAUAGCAGGAGUCUACGACACCUGCUCCCACUCCCUGAGUGAGAAGGGCUGGACUGUGGGGAUCAGGACCAGAGACUCUUCAGGCAGCAGAGACGCACGUUUCUACUUCUCACUUCGCACCGACCGAGCACUGAAGUCCACCAGCGUGUUCAGUCCUCAGACCUACUCAGCCAACACCUGGACUCACCUGCUGGUCACCUACGACGCUCACUACAUGAGUCUCUAUGUAGGAGAAAGUGGUCUCCAGGUGGGAGAACUGUAUAGUCCCUUCAUGAAGACCUGUAGAACUUUCUUCCUGGGCUCCAACCAAUCAGAACGAGGACAAGGUUUUCGAGGUCUACUGGGGGGCGUGGUCUUGUGGGACCAUGCUGUCUCUCAUGAAGACCUGAUGAUGCAACCACGCCCGACUAAACCUCCUCUUCUGGCUUCCUGGGCAGACUUCACUAAUGUGGAGCAGAUGUGGACUCCGUGCAAGGUGGACUUCCAUCCAGCGAUCAUCAUCACUCCAUUUCCUGACGUAGGACCGGUGUCCCCCUUCUUAGCGCCUCCUUGUGGCGUGACGUCCUGUGACAACACGGACAUCAUGUGGGGCUACAACCGCCACUGGCAGCUUCGUUCUCCCAAGCGACUGCGCUACAGGAUCGUCAACCUCUGCCAGGACGACGGCCAGAACCCCACCGUGUCCCAGGACCAGAUCCAGCUGCAGCACGGGGCGCUCAUUGCCGCCUUGGCGUCGUACAACAUCACCUUUGACCUGAGCGUGCUGGCCGUCACCAACUCCAGUCUGAGGCGCAGGUUGAUCCUCAGCAACUGUCACGUGGGCAAGAUAGGAAACGGGCGCUGCGACCCCGAGUGUGACCACCCCAGGACGGGUCACGAUGGAGGAGACUGUCUCAGGCCGCCACCUUGUUCCACCUGGAAGAGGCAAGAUGGACGCUGUCACGCCGAAUGUAACAGCGUCCUCUACGACUACGAUGAUGGAGACUGCUGUGACCCUCAGGUGACAGAUGUCCUCAACACCUGCUUUGAUCCACACUCACCUGACAGGGCCUACAUGAGUGUGAAAGAGCUGAAGCAGGAGCUUCACCUGAGUGGCACAGACACGCUCAAUGUCUUCUUUGCCAGCAACUCUGUACGAGAAGAACUAGCCGGAGCAGCAACCUGGCCGUGGGCAAAGGAAGCUCUGACACACCAAGGUGGAAUGGUGCUGAACCCAUCCUAUUUUGGCACAAGUGGCCACCACAACACCAUGAUCCAUGAAAUGGGUCACAUUCUUGGACUGUACCAUGUCUUCAAGGGAGUAAGCGAACGAGAAUCCUGCGACGACCCAUGUCAGGAGACAACAGCAUCCAUGGAAACGGGAGAUCUUUGUGCUGACACGGCACCGACACCCAAGUCCAAAAGCUGCCAUGAUCCUGGAGCUGUGAACGACACCUGUGGCAUCACCGUGUACCAGGACACACCUUACAACAAUUACAUGAGCUACACAGACGACAACUGCACCAACCGAUUCACUCCCAACCAGGUGGCCAGGAUGCAUUGUUAUGUGGACCUGGUCUACCAGAGGUGGCUGACACAAGGUUUGCCUGCUCCCGUUCCUCUGGCACCGCUAGUGACCCAGCAGGGUCCAGAUUGGGUUUCCAUCUACUGGCCGGCGCCACUAGGAGGACCACUACAUCAAAGCUCCGCCCCCAACCUGCCUGAAGUCAGCUGUAAGGAAUGCGAGAAAGGUGGCGUCUUCCACCAGUACGCCCAGGAGGCCACCUCCGCCUCCACCUCCACCUCCACCCGCGUGUGUGACACGUCCGGCUACUGGACACCUGACGAGGCCAUCGGCCAACCGGACGUGGAGAAGUUGUGUGAACCUAGUCUACAAGCCUGGAGUCCGGAGCUCAGUCUUUACGACACCAACGUGACCUCACCGUGUCCACAACCGGAAGGCUGCACCCUCACGCUGAAGUUCCGCUACCCUCUCGUCCCACACACGCUCACCCUCUGGGUCACCUACAUCUCCGCAAGUAACCCCGCCCUGGCUGACGUGGAGCUGAUCCCAGACGCAGGUGAGAGCAUCCACCUGGGAGCGCAGCACGUCUUCUGUGACACGCCCUUCACGCUGCGCCUGCACGCCCUCCGUGUGGCCGUGAGCGCCGUCAAGCUGAGCACCUUUGACGAGAAGAUGGAGGUGGACGCCGCCAUGUUGUCUUCCGGUCCCGCCAGUCCUCUGUGCUCCGCCUGUUCGCCUUUGCUGUAUCGGGUCCACAGGCGGCCUGCUUGGCGCGGUCCACCGCCGUCGCCUCGGACUCAGCAGACCUUCACGGACAGAAGUGUGGAGAGGGGACAAGAGUACGAGUACGUGGUCCAAGUCCAGGCAGGCGGUCUUCUGAGCAGUCCUUCGCCACCCCUCCUUUACACUCACGGUCAGCCUUACUGCGGCGAUGGCGUCAUUGGAGGGGCCGAGGAGUGCGAUGACGGCAAUCUGCUGGAUGCGGACGGCUGCUCCAAGAAGUGUCUCCAGGAAAGUGGCUUCAACUGUCUUGGGGAACCGAGCCGCUGUUACGUCUUCGAAGGAGACGGCGUGUGCGAGGAGUUUGAACGCGGCUCCAGUGUGCAGGACUGUGGUUAUUUCACACCUUUGGGGUACACGGACCAGUGGGCGGAGAGCGCCUCAGCUUCUCAUCAGGACCCCGUCCACUGCCCCGCCCACGCAGCCACCGGCCAACCAUCAUUCCAGAAGCUCUGCAGGUACCAGUACACGGACGAGAGGGAAAAACUGGCCAGGGAUGCUUGGUUUCCUUGCACGGCUCCUUCAGACGCAAAGAACGACCUCCAAGAUCCAUUCUGGCUCAAGGUGGGUUUUGUCCACUCCGGAGUGGCUGCUUCAGUUCUGGUCUAUGUGGCCUCAGGUGGAUCCUGGAGUGAAGACCAUCACCACAGGACAGCAACCAUCCUGCUUGUAGACACCACUGGAAGGAAUCACUCAUUAGGCAAACAUAAUCUCUCUUGCCGUCGGAACCCGCUGAUGGUCAACGUGACCCAUGACCUCUCGCAGCCCUUCUUCCUGACAGCGUCUGUCAUCCUCCUCUUGUCCUCCCCCUCUGUGGCCAUCACCGCCAUUGCCUUGAGGACUUCCUGCCACUUCAGCACCUUCGCCAAGACCGGAUGUUUGAGGCGGACGUGUCAGAUGGACAUCUGCCAUCCCCCGCAGAUUGAUCACGCCUCUGUCAGGUGUGCGGGAGGGGGGGAGUCGUCCCAGUGCUCUGUUCAGUGUCGCCAUGGUUACAGCAUCACCGUCGUCAGCGGGAGGGACGUCCCGCCACACCAGAGCAAGACGGAGAUGGAGUGUUUCCAAGGACUUUGGGACCGUGUGGUCCUUUGCCAGCCUGUGGACUGUGGUCUUCCUGGUCCCUCUCACGUCUACCACGCCAUCUUCACCUGUCCCUGGGGGACCACCUUUGGCAGACAGUGCUCCUUCACCUGUGGACCUCCUGCCAUACUUCAAGGUGACAGCGACCGUUUGGUGUGUUUGGAGGACGGACUGUGGUCUUUCCCGGAGGCGUAUUGUAAGAUCGAAUGUUCCGAACUGCCCAAGGUCCUCAAUGCAAAGCUGCUAACUGCCGAGUGUUUGGCUCCGAGUCACCCUGUUGGCACCGUGUGUCACUACAAAUGUCAGCCAGGGUUCUACCAGGCAGGCAGCGUCAACAACACCCCAAGGAAGUACCUGAAGUUGGAGUGCCAGGAGGGCGGGCAGUGGGGGGGUGGCAGGUGUGAGCCCACAUCGUGCCCACCUUUACCUGACGUGUACCAGGGCAUGUUCACCUGUACCAACCACUUCUUCUACGGCAGCACCUGUACCCUGCAGUGUCCUCUGCCAGCAGAACAUAGUGUGAUUAAGUGCAGUAAAGAUGGAAAAUGGACAGAAAACUUUUCCAUGUGUUCCAACAUUGAAGGACUUUGUUCUUCUCCUCCUCAGCUUCAUCAUAUCGAAUAUUUGUGUAGUGAAGGAACUCAUGUUGGUUCUGUGUGUUCCCCUUCUUGUGUUCUGAGUCCAGACAUGGAUCUUCAUGACCCAGUUAUGUUGCCUAGCAACACUACACCUGCUUCUUUGACACACUGGAUGCUUCCUGUCAAAGUACAGAAGAUGGUGUGCACGGGGAUGAAGAGGUGGUACCCAGACCCUGCCAGUAUUUACUGCAUCCACUCCUGUGAGCCUUUUGGUGGAGAUGGGUGGUGCGACACCCUCAACAACCGCGCCUACUGCCACUAUGAUGGUGGUGACUGCUGCCCUUCCACUCUCUCCUCCAGGAAGGUGGUCCAGUUUGGGGCCGACUGCAACCAAGACCAGUGUACUUGCCUGGAUCCUCAGGCCCAGGAGAACCUAAGCAAGAACCUGGAAGGAAUCCAAUAGUUGGAUCAACGUCUACAAAUAAUAUAAACAAACUAAAUGUUUUUAUACUCGGGGACAUUCUUGUAAAAAUAAAGUAUUAGCAUCAUUGCUAAUGUAGAAACUCCCGCUAUUAAUGUUGAAGUUGGGUAUUACUGAUGUACUGUGCAGAAAUACUACUAUAUAUUACAUUAUACUAUGAAGUACUAUGUUAUUUUAUUUAUCAGUUUUUGGU